Molecule: messenger RNA, 984 nt
Organism: Aspergillus bombycis
Lineage: Eukaryota; Fungi; Ascomycota; Eurotiomycetes; Eurotiales; Aspergillaceae
Product: SDR family oxidoreductase
Exons: 3
Coding region: 1-984 (327 amino acids)
Source: RefSeq, a predicted model, not a curated record
AUGCCAACUGCUAUCGUGACUGGUGCCACUGGUAUCACCGGGAGUGCUAUUGUCCACCACCUCCUCAAGGAUUCUUCUUACGAGAAAAUCUACUCUUUUUCACGCAGUAGCCCGGGCGUCGAGCACCAAAAGAUCCAGCAUGUCAGUCUCAACCUUCAGAGCUCCGCGGAAGACAUGGCCCACAGUCUGCAUGGUAUCUCAGCGGACUACAUUUUCUUCUGUGCAUACCUAGCCAAAGAAGACCCAGACGAACUGUCCCGGGUGAACAGUACGCUCCUGUCCAACUUCCUUAAGGCACUGGCGAUAUCCGGGGCAGAUAAGAGGUUGAAGCGAUUUAUCUUGACGUGCGGGUUUAAGCAGUACGGCGUCCAUCUUGGGCCGGGCAAGCAACGCGCAUUGGCGCAAGGGCAGUGGGAGUGGGUAAUCACGCUCCCCGAGGAUGUUCUCGGCUAUGCUCGAGGGAACUUCAUGAACGAGACUACCUCGAUCGGACUCUACUGCGCAGUGAGCAAGGCGCUGCCAGGGUCUGAGCUGCCGUAUCCGGGUAGCAAGGCCAACUAUUUCACGUUCAACUGCUGGACCUCCGCGAACCUGCAUGCGAGGUUCUGUCUCUGGGCUACUUCAGCCCUCGGAGCAGGGAACCAGAUUUUCAACGUGAUGAACGGCGAUACCGAAUCGUUCCAAAACUUGUGGCCCCGGCUAGCACAACGAUUCGGAUGCAAAGUCCCCGACCCCCUGUUCCCGAAUGGGGGCGUGUCCCAUUCGGCGGGUUAUAAGAAGUAUGAAUCGACAACCAUUCCCCUGCACAAUAAGCCGCCCCUCAAGAUUCAGGCGUCCACCCUGGGGCUUUCUUCAGACCCGGUUGUGGACCAACCAUCGACCUUGUUUCUCCAGGUAGACCCCAUCAGAUGGGCGCAACGAGCGGAUGUCAAUGAAGCGUGGGCAAGGCUGCGCGACAAGUAUUGUCUUGAUCAGAAUGCCUAG